AUGGACCGCUUCCUUGAGGCUGCUUGUCGCGUGAAGCCAUUAUCUCGUUGCGAGCAAGGAUCUAGUUCAUUAAAGAAGUGUUUAACACUAUUAGAUCUUGUAGCUUAUGGUGUAGGAUGUUCAGUAGGUGCUGGUGUCUAUUCGCUCGUGGGUGUAGGUGCACAGAUUGCAGGGCCAAGCAUUUCGUUGGCGUUCCUAAUUAGCGGCAUUGCUUGUAUCUUUACAUCGCUCACAUAUUCUGAGUUUGCAGCUCGUGUACCUGUCACGGGCUCUGCGUACACAUUUGUGUAUAUCACGUUUGGUGAAUUAUCGGCGUGGCUUAUUGGCUGGAAUUUGACAUUGGGAUACGGUAUCUCUGCAGCUGGAAUUGCACGGAGUUGGGCAUCGUAUGCACACUUGUUUUUGCAACAUUUGGGUCUUCAUAUCCCAAUGUGGCUCGUACGUGCCGAGAUUUUUGGCAUUUCGUGUAGUAUCCUAGCAGCAUUUCUUGUGAUUUGCUGUACUUUCAUCUUACUUGCUGGCGUUCACGAAUCUGCCAAGUUUAAUGCAUUUGUGACACUGUUGAACAUUUCGGUACUACUUUUUGUCGUGGUGUAUGGAAGCACAGAAGUAGAUACGACAUACUGGGAACCGUUUAUGCCCGCCGGCUUUCACGGUGUCAUGACGGGUGCUGGCGUGGUCUUUUUUGCGUACUUGGGGUUUGACAUGGUGGCUUGUCUAGCCGAAGAGGUACAUGAUCCGCAACGCACUCUACCCAAGGGAAUCAUUGGCUCACUGUUGAUCUCCAUGACUAUUUACGUUGGAGUGUCGCUCGUUGUGACUGGAAUGGCACCUGUAAAUAUCCUGGGGGACGAAGUUCCGCUUGUGAAUGCCUUCAUGUUUCAUGACGUACCCUGGGCCGGCCGUAUAGUAUCGUUUGGUUCGAUUUUCGGACUAACUACGGCUGCAUUUACCUGUCUUAUGGGUCAACCUCGCAUUUUCUACCAGAUGGCAAAGGAUGGUUUGCUGCCGUCACGCUUUGCCUCGCUUCACCGCAGGACGCACGUACCUGUUGCCAGUACAAUCUUAACUGGUACCAUUGUUGCGAUCAUCGCGUUUGUCUUCGAGCUUGAUUUCCUAGCCAACGUGAUUUCGUGCGGAACACUACAAGUCUUUACUUUUGUGAAUGCUGGUGUCCUACUUCUGCGUAUGCGCCCGACUUUCAGCGGUGGUGGCGUUGUUCGUCGUGUUCUCAUAUACGUGAUAUCAUGUUUCGCUUUGUCGCUAUCUUUCGUGUUCGACCUUCCCUGGACGAUUCAAGGCGCGCUCGCUUUGCUGGUGAUCGCUUCAUUCGUGUUCAUUCAUCGAUUGGGAAAAUUCAGUGACCUUCCGACAUCAUUUCAGUGCCCAUUAGUUCCACUGAUACCAUGCAUCGGGAUUCUGGCUAAUGUAUACAUGAUGGCGAGUAUCCCCAUCGAGGGCUGGAUCGGUGUGCUCAUCUGGUUGAGUGUCGGGCUGACUUUGUACUUGUGCUACGGAAUUCGCCACAGCGUGCUAGCGGAUUCAGACCUUUUACGCCCGCUAAUUUGA
Messenger RNA from Peronospora farinosa, 1569 nucleotides. NCBI's taxonomy places the organism in Eukaryota, Oomycota, Peronosporomycetes, Peronosporales, Peronosporaceae. The record is from the annotation of a GenBank genome assembly.